Molecule: messenger RNA, 1621 nt
Organism: Cheilinus undulatus (humphead wrasse)
Lineage: Eukaryota; Metazoa; Chordata; Actinopteri; Labriformes; Labridae
Gene: tspan3a
Product: tetraspanin 3a
Exons: 7
Coding region: 130-891 (253 amino acids)
Biological process (GO): regulation of vascular endothelial growth factor signaling pathway; protein localization to plasma membrane; protein maturation
Cellular component (GO): membrane
Source: RefSeq, a predicted model, not a curated record
CACCGGUGCAGUCAGAUCCAGUGACAGAGUAGAGCUAUGGAGGGUGAGCGGUGGAGCUGGCCGGGACAUGUCUGAGUAGAACCCUACGUUAUUUUCCAACACAUAUAGCUUUAAAACCAAGUGUUGAAGAUGGGGCAUUGCGGCAUUACAUCGUCAAAGACGGUCCUGGUCUUUCUGAACCUGAUAUUUUGGGCUGCUGCUGGUAUCCUGUGCUACGUGGGAGCCUAUGUGUUCAUCACAUAUGAUGACUACGAUCACUUUUUCGAAGAUGUGUACACCCUCAUCCCAGCAGUCACCAUUAUUGCAGCUGGAGCCCUACUUUUCAUUAUUGGGCUGAUUGGAUGCUGCGCCACAGUGAGAGAGAGCUACUGCGGACUUACAGCGUUUGUCGUCAUUCUCCUGCUGGUUUUCAUGACGGAAGUAGCAGUUGUGGUUCUAGGAUACAUUUACAGAGCUAAGGUCGAAGAUGAAGUUAAUACAUUUAUCGGGAAAGUUUACGAUGAAUACAAUGGCACCAACAGCAACGCUCAGAGUCGUGCCAUCGACUAUGUUCAGAGACAGCUUCAGUGUUGUGGGAUCCGCUCCUACUCAGACUGGCAGAAUACACACUGGUUUGAAGAAUCCAAAAACAACAGCGUGCCCAUCAGCUGUUGCAAAACUAACGUUGUAGGCUGCACGGGCUCUUUAACUCGUCCUGAAGAUCUCUACCAAGAAGGCUGUGAAGCUCUGGUUGUGAAGAAGCUGAAGGAGAUUAUGAUGUAUGUCAUCUGGACUGCAUUGACAUUUGCUUUUAUCCAGAUACUGGGGAUGUUGUGUGCGUGCGUGGUGCUGUGUCGCAGAGGCAGAGAUCCCUCGUACGAGCUUCUCAUCACAGGAGGCACCGUCGCAUAAAAGAAAACACAUUUCUCACCUUAAGGCAGACUUCAAGUAUUUACAUGUUAAAUCGGUGAGAGCAUGAAAAUAACCUAUUACCACGCUAAACAUAAAACACUAACCACACUAAUGUGAUAUAUUUAACCAGAGUCUCUUAAAAAAGCUAUUGACCAAAUCCUGUAAUGGUCAAUGUAAAUGAGAUGUUGAAGGUACUCUGAUUCUCUGAGGAAGGUGUGAGGGUGGAUGACCUUAAUUUUACCAAACUGAAACCUUAUAAGUCAUGUGUUAAGUAAAUGGUGGACAGGGUAUUUUACUUCUGUGUUAGUUUGCACUGUGUAUGGCUUUGCAUAUUUUAUAUUUAAAUCUGUCACACACUUGAAGGAAAGAGAUGUAUAGUUUUACCUUAAAUCUCCACUACUUCUACUUCUCUGUUCAUAAAACUACUAACCGAGCCCAGUUUCACCAGCAGUAUUUGGCAAAGAAACACCAAGACCAAAGUCACUUUUGCAGAAAGUUCUGUAAACUAUAUCUGGCUUCAGCUAAUCUGAUUUCUCUUUAAGAAGUAAAUCUUGCAAUCCCCUUCAGUACGUGGAAUUUUUCAAGUAGAAAUGCUUAGAAAAUUCUUGAAUCUAGAUCAGCCUUGUGCUUUUACUGGGUUGUUCUUUUUUGUCUGAAGAGUCUACUGAUGGUAGUUUUAGAGCUUAAAUUGCCGAUAUGUAGCAUUGGAUAGAAUGUAAAUAAAAUAUUU